Molecule: messenger RNA, 682 nt
Organism: Geodia barretti
Lineage: Eukaryota; Metazoa; Porifera; Demospongiae; Tetractinellida; Geodiidae
Source: the annotation of a GenBank genome assembly
CACCCAAGAUGCCUCCACCCGUGAUUCCUCGUCGUGAACCAAUUCCUCCCUCCAGUAGGGGCUGGGAUGGGCGAAGAGCCUCCACUGAAACUGUGUAUCAGAAUGAUUAUGCAGUAAAGAUGCAGGAGGCAGAAGGCACGCCAUUACCACGGACCGUUCGUUCCUGGGAGACUAUGAAGAGGUUCGUCUACCCAUUCCACCCGUGAUUCCUCGUCGUGAACCAAUUCCUCCCUCCAAUAGGGGCUGGGAUGGACGAAGAGCCUCCACUGAAACUGUGUAUCAGAAUAUCCGGCGAACGACCUCUGAUGAAGAGGCACGAGGAUAUAUUGAUGAAGCAAUGAAGCAGGGCUAUGUGAAUGUUACACUUGUCAAAGUGAUUGUGGAGGGACCUGCAGGUGUCGGCAAAACCUCAAUCAUUUACCUUCUCCUUGGAAAACCGCCUCCAAAAGAUAGACACAGUACUGGGUGCGCCGAGCGAGCAAUUCGAGUGAUACGCGUGGGUAAGGAGGGGGAAAAGUGGAGCGAAAUCCCUGCCAAGGAGUUCCAGGAAAUGAUUGCAGAAGCGGUUCCUAUUCUGUUUGAAGACCUCAAAGUGAAGGGAAAGGGGAUGGAGGAACUGGAUAUGGUUUUAUCGAGUUUGGAAGAGGGACAGACAUCAGGAGGGGAGCAGGGAGAAGGAGAG